ACCACGGGCAAGUUUAUGGGAAUGGCACCGUCUCAGGGUAGUGGGUUCUUUCAUGUUUGGAAAGCCAGCAGUGCAAGAGAUUAGGAAUAAACUCUGAGCAUUUUCACAGGCCUGACCAAAUCAGGACAUUAGAGGAGAUCAAAUGGCUGCCUUUGCCUUCAUGACCGUAUUUUUCCUGGUAUCCUCCACUUUGACACAUACCGUUUUUUCAGAAAUGUUCAAACCACACGACAUGUCUAAAUGGCCUAAGCCCCCAUGUAAAAUGUACUACCCAGUGGAUACUCUUUAUGAGUCAACCUGUCCUGAUGUAACUUCAUAUGUUUGUGCUACAAAUGGCCACACUUACCAGAAUGAGUGUUUCCUUUGUAUUGAUUGGUGGGAAUUUGGCCCUCACAUUAAAUUUGAUAAGUAUGGAAAAUGUGAUUAAUGGGUAACAGAGUACUACACUUGCUUAUUCUUUUCACUACUCAAUUCUGAAAACUAUUUCCUUUGGAAUUUGAGGGUGUAUAAUAAAUAACACACCCUUAUGCUGCACCCAAAUUUGGAACAAAAUUGAAAACAAAGGAAUCAAACUAAUGGAGAACCAAAUAUCACAUUUAUUACAAAUAAACAUAACAAUGAAAGAA
Molecule: messenger RNA, 626 nt
Organism: Ceratotherium simum simum (southern white rhinoceros)
Lineage: Eukaryota; Metazoa; Chordata; Mammalia; Perissodactyla; Rhinocerotidae
Product: serine protease inhibitor Kazal-type 13-like
Molecular function (GO): protein binding
Source: RefSeq, a predicted model, not a curated record